Molecule: messenger RNA, 3552 nt
Organism: Heterobilharzia americana
Lineage: Eukaryota; Metazoa; Platyhelminthes; Trematoda; Strigeidida; Schistosomatidae
Source: the annotation of a GenBank genome assembly
AUGAUCAAAUGGCUCCAGGAAAGGGAGGUUACUUCGUCUCCUUCUGCCUCAUCUCUGGACUUAACUUGUGGGCUGAAAGCUUAUCACCUGCGUCAGAUACUGCCUCAGAGUGCAGCGGAUGAUAUAUUUCUCGGUUUCUCAGCAGAUGGCUGCUUUUUGAUAUCAUACAAAAGUGAUUUUAAGCACUAUGUGCUUCGAUUUUGGCUUUUCCCACCAAGUUGUGUGGAGCAAUCUGGAAUAUUACUCACCUUGUUUGCUGAAAGAAAAUUUUUGAGAACUGGCUACUGUUUGAGUAUUCUCAGCAUUCCCUGUAUUAGGUUUGUACAGUCACUAUCAAGUUCCAGUUCCUUUUUACUAAUUGCAUGCAACAAUGAUGGCACUGGAUUCGUUGCUGCAUUUGGUCUCAUGCCCGAUUUGGAUUGCAAUCUAUGUAUAGAAGCAUCGUCUUGUCAAAGUCCUUCAUCUCCUAAAACUACCUGCAGUAUUCAUUCACAUGUGUUAUCUCUUAAUAUUGACAUAUCUGUUGCUCAGACAUUUUCACUUGAUAGUGAUAUGGCGUUUUGUCAUGUUUUACAUCGGAACACUCUUCAUUUUGUACCACCCUGCUUCCGUUCAUUCGAUGGAGGUUAUUAUUCCAAUAACGAGUACAUUUGUGAAGGUUCUUGUUUUACUUCAACUGGCCUGCCGAUUGGUAUGAUUCAAGUAGGCGUUUCCUCAAGUACUGGGCAUUUACGAAUUGCUUGGGCCAAUCCAGACGCACAAGUUAAAGUUAUAUCUUGUUCAUUUAAUGCGUCCCCGACUUAUCCCAGUGAUUCCUCUUUUUGUUUACUACCCAAGGGUAUGUCUGCAACAUUAGGAAUUAGCCCUCGUACACUAAUUUACAAACCACCUCUUCUUACUCAUAACUAUUGUUCAACGUGCUAUUCAUGGCCAGAAGAAGAUAAACAUUGUUGCAAGGAACAAAAUUCUUCAUGUACUUCAGACUCUGCAGCGUGCAUUUUUUCACAAGAUACCUUGAAUGUAUUCUUGGUCAGUGAUUCUGUAGCAUGGCCGGAUAACCAUUCAGAUUCGCUUCCAGAAGGUGCUGAAAGGGUAUACCAUCAAUGUUCACAAAGCAAUGCCACUGGUGGUAAUCAGUCGAAAAAUAGAAUAUCUCCAGAUAUAUGGGUUCCAUCAUUGUUAUCAGAAAGACCAUGCUUUGUAUCAUGUAUCCAGCCAACAUAUCUUGCGAUGCUGCAAGAUAUUCGCGCAUCUUAUUUACACUGGGCAUUGAUAUCACGUAAUACUGGUAAAAUAGAUAAUACAAUAGCUAACUUGACAAAUACUGUACAUCCUAUUAAUCAAAUUGAUUCACCAAUAGAUUAUACUGGUGAAUGGAAUGGAAAUAACUCUUCACCAUCUUCACAUAACACUUCAGAUGAUGAAACUGAAGCUACAUUAACUAGUCUAGAUAGUAGAGAUUCUAAUUCAUCUCCUGAAGAUUUACUUGUUCAUCGACUUUCUGGUCAAUGUCAUACUUCAUUUGAUCUUACAGGAUGGGAAGAAUAUAUAUCACCCAAUGUACAAACUGUUGUUAUAGGCGGUGAUGUAAGUUCAAAUUCCAAUAAAACAAAUGAAAAAAUACAUCAACAUGUAAUUGUGCAUUUGGAGGAGGUUGUUUUCGAUAUACCGGUCAAUAGUAUGCCUAAUGAAAAUAAAUGUACGUAUUCAUCUCCUAUACUGGCUCUUUUCAUUCCAUCUGAUGAACCUGAUUUACUUUUUGUAUAUCAUAUAAAACCAGAUCAUAGUUCAUUGAAUUCAUCAAGUGUAUACAAAACAUCUGAUGAAAGUAGUACAGCUAAUCUUAUUCGUAUUUUAGAUUUGACAACUGGUAAUUCACUUCCUAUACCUUGUAAAAAUCAAUCAAUUUAUAAUCAAACAUCAACUAAUAGAAUUUCUUCAUCAUUACUCAAGAAGUUGACAUCUCAUUGCCCUCAAAAUACUAAAAUUUUAUCAUCUCAAUGUAAUAAGCGAUUAAUUCAUGAAUUGAAUAAUUGUUUUAUGGUUGGAAGAUUAGAAAGUUUAAAGGUGCGUCAUUUAAUAAUAAAUCGAUUAGCACGUUCAAAUCUACCUCAAUUCGUUUUAACUACUUAUGAAGGUGGUCAAUGGUCUUUGGUUCAGUUACAUAGUAAUGAUUCAAUCCAAAUAACUCCUUCAAGAUGUACUGUGUUGUCUAGUGGGUCACAAAACUGUGUUGUUGACAUCGAUUCCAGUGGUUCAAAGCUGUCGACAGACAUCAAUUCAGCAGAAUUAAGAGUAUCUACAUCAACUAAUUUUAUUUCAUCAAUCGAAUUCAACAUAGAUCCGUAUACAACAGCUUACUUUUCUAAUUCCUGUGUUCAAUUUAAGUUGACAGCGAAAACUUCAAACAAACAUUGGUAUUGUCCAUUUUGCACAGCCGCCUAUAGCAUCACCAGUGGUAACUAUGCAAAUAUUCUAGAACGACAUAUGCGUUUACAUGUUGAACUACGUUGUUGUGUGGAUUGUUCAACAUUAUUACCGAAUAACACCUUUUCAAUCGAUUGUCAAUCGACAUAUUCUCAUAAAUGUAAUGAGUUGAUCAGUUCUCAAGUGAAAGACGAUAUUCUACAAACUUCAUUUAAUAAUAAUAACCCAGUUUAUUUACCAUACAAAAUAGUGGAUCUACCUAUACCCGGUUUUAAAUUAUCUUCUGUGUCGAACACUUCUGUUUCAAACUUGAUUUCUAUCAAAGAUUGUACUAAUCAUGAAGCCGACGGUAGUGAUGAAUUCCGAACGCUGGACUGUGAUAAUAAAACUCAACUUGAAAAGUGUGAAACUCUUUUAAAUCCUACUUCUACAAAUUCAUCCUCAACUUAUGUUAGUACCGGGAAUAGGCAGCGUGUCUGUACAAAGUGUAAAGUUCACUUCAAAACACCAGCUCAAUAUCAACAACAUUUAAAGAAUGUUCAUCGAGGCAAAAAAUUCAUUUGUCAAGAUUGUAAUUCAUUGUUCAGUACAAAAGGAAAUUUAACAACACAUUUUAAUCAAGUUCAUAAUCAUAAUGCUAGUUUAACAUGUCCUAUAUGCAAUAAAAAUCUUAGUAAUAGGUUUAAUUUGGAUCGACAUAUACAUUCAGUUCACGCAAGUAAUAAGGCUUCAUCAUGUUCAUUACCUUCAAAUGAAAAAAAUCCCUCUUUCUUUGAUGCGUCUUGUUUAGAUGAAAAUGAAUCAAGUGAAGAUCCAUGCCAAGCUAAUACCAUCCUUGUUUCAACUCCUGAUACAGUUGUUUCACGUGGAUAUUAUCUUUAUUUAUCCAAUUCAAAAAGUUAUCAAUCAGUCAACACAACUGUAUUGUCAGAGAAUAUGGAUCCUUCAGCGGAAACACAGUCUGUAUUACAAUCGAAUCCUUCAACUGUUGAUUCAAAAUCUGUUUCGCUAGUAGCAGAGAUCAAUUUAAUGCCAUGUCUUCCAUCGAAUCCUGAUGCUCAACUAGGUGUCGGUGGUAAAGCUUGGAAACAAAAUAUAAAUAUUUUAAAGCCCUCAACACUGUGA